Molecule: messenger RNA, 2949 nt
Organism: Dictyostelium purpureum
Lineage: Eukaryota; Evosea; Eumycetozoa; Dictyosteliales; Dictyosteliaceae
Gene: cbfA
Exons: 2
Coding region: 1-2949 (982 amino acids)
Source: RefSeq, a predicted model, not a curated record
AUGAAUAUAAAUAAUAUAAAUAAUAGUAGUAAUAGUAGUGUUGGUAAUAACAACAAUAAUAGUAAUAAUAAUAUUAAUAUUAAUAUUAAUAACAAUAAUAAUAAUAAUAUUAACAACAACAACAACAACAACAACAACAACAACAAUAGUAAUAGAUACUCAACAGUAGAGGAUUUACAAAGUUUCAAUAUUGAAGAGUUACUAUCAGCUCCAGAUACAAACUUUAUAUUAAUAAAAAGCCAAUCAUACUCAAGUACCAGCCCAGAAACUGUUGAAGAAAGUAUUGUUAAAAAUGGUUUACCAUUUGUUUUAUCAGAUACAACCCAUGGAUGGAGCAGAAACCAAAUGUUUUCAAUUGAUUUCUUAGCAGAAAGAUAUUCAGGUUUAGAAUUAAUUAAUUCACCAAGAAAUAUUGAAAUUCAAAAAGAUUUACAAGGAUGGAGAAUGAGAGAUUUUAUCUCUUAUUUACAAGUUUCACCAGAAGAAAGAAACCCAAAAUAUCUUUAUGGUAAAAAUAUGACAUGUCCACGUGAAUGGCAAGAUUAUCUUUCACAUAAACUCCAACCUCAAUACUCAUAUAAAAGUAGAUUUGACUUGGUAUCACAUUUACCAAACUACUUGCAACCAGAUACUCUAAUGUCUUAUAUUGGAGGGGGUGGUACCUAUACUCCUGGUCAUGUCGAUUUAUGUGGUAGUUUAGGUCAAAAUUUAAUGGUCGCUGCCGAAGGCGAUUCUUUUGCCUACUGGUUUAUUGUGCCAUCACGUUAUAGAGAAACUGCAAUUAAAUUUUGGAAUGAUAGAGGUGGUGAUAUCUAUUCUGGAGAUUCUCAUUUUAUAAACCCAAUCGAAUUACUUGGUGCACCAUUCCCAGUUUAUGUAUAUAGGCAACGUAUUGGCGAUUUUGUUUUCAUUCCACCCGAUUCACUUCAUCAAGUUAUGAAUUUUGGCGGUACAUCCAUUAAACUUGCCUGGAAUAGUAUCUCUUUAAAAUCGUUACCAAUCUCUUAUUAUUCAUCCUUACCAAUUUCAAAGAAACUUGCCAAACCAGAAAUGUUUCGUAUUAAAGCUGUUGCUUAUUAUACUCUCAGAAAAAUUAUGGGCGAUGUCGAAAAUACAAAUUUCAGUACAAUUGAUGUCAAUGAUGUCAUUGAUAUUAUUUCGCCUCUAUUGGAAAUCUUUCAUAAUAUACUUCAAGUCGAAUCUAUUUUAAUUCCAAAACCAAAUUAUCCAUAUUGUAAUGGAGAAACUAUUCCAUUCCUUCAACCAUUUAAAUACUUUGGAGGUGAACGUAUUCAAGAUCGUAGAUGCGAGCAUUGCCACUCUGACAUUUUCAAUAGAUGCUACCAUUGUGAUCAAUGCAAAACUGAUGAUGGUCAUGGUAAAGAUUUUUGUUUCGAUUGUGUUUCAAUGGGUGUUGGAUGUGAAUUCCACUUUAAAGAGAUGGUGUUAAAAGAGUUUAUAUCUCAUAGCAAAUUAAAGAAAGAGUUAUCAAACUUUUACGAUAUCUAUAAGAACCUUUUGUUACACAGCGGUCGUCGUCAAAGAGAUGUAGAUGAAUUUAUUGCCAAAACCUCAGAGCUUGUAGUCGAAGAAUGUGGUUUCCUCACCACUGCAACCGUAGCUUAUCAUGUGGUUUAUUACUCAUCACAAAAGAAAAUUAAAUGCCAUAGAUGUGAAAGAAGAUAUAAAAAGUUCUCGGUAGUAUUUUGUACAAAUUGUAGUUCUCGUUUCUGUGAACAAUGUGUUAUUGGUUUCAAAGAUGCAUUUACAUCAAUUAUGAAAAGAAGUGAAUGGAACUGUUAUAGUUGUCAAGGUCGUUGUGAUUGUACAGCUUGUAAGAAUAAUGAAGAUAAUAGAAAUUUUUUAAAUAAUGACCAAGACUAUAACAGUAAAAAUAAUAACACCCUUAGUAAAUAUAAUAAUAAUCACCAUCAACAUUCACCACAUCACCAACAACAAUCAUCACAUAAUGAUAUGGAUGGACCAUUUAAAAAGAACUCUCCAAACUUGCAAUCACUUUCAGCUUUACCAUCACUUUCAUCAAUUUCAUCAUCUCUCAAUAACAAUGGCAACUAUAAUAACUAUAAUAAUAAUAAUAAUCCAAAUAUAAAUAUGAAUAUAAACAAUAAUAUGAAUGAAUAUCGUGAUCGUUCAUCAUCAUCAACCUCAUCAUCAUCAGCCACCACAUCAACUCUAACAACACUUUCAACAACAUUAUCCUCGUCGGCACCCACCUCAUCAACUAAACCAAUGGAUAUCCACUCAAAGAAAAGACCAAUUGUUUUAGAUAAUGAUAAGCCAAAAGGUAGACCACCAAAGAAUUUGAAAGAAUGGACAUCUACACAUAAAUUUAUUAUCUCUCUUGUCGAAUUAAAUCGUUCAAACUCUGUACUUGGUAAAAACAAUCCAAACUAUAAACGUUUUGAAGAUCUCCCAACAUUAGUUCAAUUAUAUUUAACAAAAAGACGUGCCUUUGGUGGUGUUUUAUGGGCCAAAACAAAUAGUUGCCCAUUAUUACCAUGUCUCUGGGUUAAAGAUCUUUCUAUUAUUCCACCCAACUUUAAAUUACUCCCAUCAUUAGUUCAAGGAAAGAAAAUUGUAGUCUUAUUCUUUGGUUGCAACAUUGAAGAUGAAGAAUCAAUUGGUAUGGUUGGUAAAAAAUCAAUUUUCAGCUUUGAUGAAGUUAAUCAAACUCUUUUACUCAAAUGUAAUGAAGUUCCAUUAAAACAAUUGGAGGAUUUGUUUAAUACAGUCGAACCGGAUAUUGCAACCAAAAAAGAUAUCUCGACAUUUAAUUAUAAAACUCAAAUGGAGGAAAAAGAAGAUGGACUUUAUGUAAAACAAGAAUUAUAUAAUAAUAAUAUGAAUAUGAAUAUGAAUAUGAACAAUAUAAAUAAUAUAAACAACAAUAAUAAUAUAAACAAUAAUAGUAAUAAUAAAUAUGAUUAA